AAAGCGGCAGGAUUUAUAUCGUAAUUCUGCCAAUUGCUUUAAAUUUUCCCAAGAGGAAAAGGGAAAACGUCGAUAAAUAAAGAGAUCGGUUGCUGAUUAUUUGCUGAGUUUUUUGUUUGAAGCUUUAACGGAUAGCCGAUCUCACUUUAACAAUGACAACUUCACGGAGGCUUGCUGACAGGAAAGUGGAGAGGUUUGAGAAGAACAUAACAAAGCGAGGUUCUGUCCCUGAGACCACUGCAAAGAAGGGCAGCGACUACCCUGUUGGCCCUAUCUUGCUUGGGUUUUUCGUUUUCGUUGUCAUAGGAUCAUCACUCUUCCAGAUAAUCAGGACGGCGACGAGCGGAGGUGUUGCUUAAACCUGAUGGUCGAGGGAAGGCAGAGGUGAUUUUGUGGUUAUGUACUAGUUUAGUUGUGAAGCAACAUAACCUUGCAGUUAUGUAGUUUUAAGACUCCCCAAGCCUCUUCUAAAACAUUCGAAUAAAGUUUUUUUUUCUAAUC
Messenger RNA from Salvia hispanica, 501 nucleotides. RefSeq lists its product as uncharacterized. The record is from RefSeq and is a predicted model, not a curated record. Gene Ontology annotation, cellular component: endoplasmic reticulum. Lineage: Eukaryota; Viridiplantae; Streptophyta; Magnoliopsida; Lamiales; Lamiaceae. Gene Ontology annotation, biological process: endoplasmic reticulum unfolded protein response.